GUAUUUCUGGAAAACGAAAUUCUUUAUGGUCAUUCGUUCCCUGUUACCGAGGAAAUGCAAAAGGAAGAUUUCGUGUUGCCUAUUGGAAAGGCCAAAAUCGAACGACCUGGAGAUCAUGUUACCAUCGUUUCGUUCUCGAAAGGAGUUGAGUUGUCCCUCGCAGCUGCUAAGGAAUUAGAAGCUAUCGGAGUUUCCGCUGAAGUAAUCAAUCUUCGAACGUUACGUCCCCUAGAUUUUGAAGCCAUACAGAAUUCAAUAAUGAAAACGAAUCACUUGGUCACCGUCGAACAAGGCUGGCCAUUCGCAGGAAUUGGAGCCGAAAUUUGUGCACAAGUGAAUGAGUCGCCUGCUUGGGAUUACUUGGAUGCUCCUAUUUUGCGUGUUACGGGCGUAGAUGUACCCAUGCCAUUCGCACAUCACCUUGAGGAUGCUUGUCUUCCCCAAGCAUCUCAUAUCGUGGCUACGUGCAAGAAGAGUCUCAACAUCAAGUAG
Messenger RNA from Haemonchus placei, 492 nucleotides. NCBI's taxonomy places the organism in Eukaryota, Metazoa, Nematoda, Chromadorea, Rhabditida, Trichostrongylidae. The record is from the annotation of a GenBank genome assembly.